Daphnia carinata is the source of this 2104-nucleotide messenger RNA. It is a transcript of the gene lft, whose product is annotated as LIX1-like protein. The record is from RefSeq and is a predicted model, not a curated record. Gene Ontology annotation, biological process: autophagosome maturation. NCBI's taxonomy places the organism in Eukaryota, Metazoa, Arthropoda, Branchiopoda, Diplostraca, Daphniidae. Gene Ontology annotation, cellular component: cytoplasm. The transcript has 5 exons. Bases 61 to 1134 code for a protein of 357 amino acids.
GUUUUUGGCGCCAUUUUCAUUUUUUGAAAAAAAAAAAAAAAAAAAAAGAAGACGAGUGUCAUGAUGCAACAUCAUCAAACGGGCCGGCCAGUUGCUGGACCGAGUAGCAAUGCGAGCAACACUAGCGGCAACACUGUCAUCAACCGUUCGAAAGGGAUGAAAAAUGCGCGUGAAGCGCCGGCCGCUUCGGCGGCCAGCGCGUCGACGGCCGACGCUGUCCACCAUCACCACCCACAUCACCACAACAACAACAACACGACGACGGCGGCGGCGGGGCUGAAGGGCAGCGCUGCCGUCGCCUCGACGUCGGCCGCUUCGGCCUCGAACGAGUUCAAAACGAAGACGGUUUUGAAAGAGGCCGUCGAUGCCGUUGUCAGCAGUUUCGCCAAACAUAGUCAAGGAUACGGUCGAGUGAACGUGGUGGAAGCGCUACAGGAAUUUUGGCAAAUGAAACAAGCUCGUGGCGCAGAUCUGAAGAAUGGAGCGCUCGUCAUUUACGAAUCGGUACCUUCCUCAUCACCGCCGUACGUCUGCUACGUCACACUACCCGGAGGAUCCUGCUUCGGAAGUUUUCAGAAUUGCCCGACGAAAGCUGAGGCCAGACGGAGCGCCGCCAAAAUUGCGCUGAUGAACUCGGUCUUCAAUGAACACCCGUCGCGACAGAUCUCGGACGACUUUAUUGAAAAAGCCGUCGCCGAAGCCAGAGCCUCUUUCAAGGGCGAUCCGGACGAAGCGGACAACCCCAAUACGGGCAUCGGCGCCUUCCGCUUCAUGCUGGAGGCCAAUAAAGGGCGGACCAUGCUGGAAUUCCAGGAGCUGAUGACCGUCUUCCAGUUGUUGCACUGGAACGGCUCGCUCAAAGCCAUGCGGGAGCGCCAAUGUUCCCGACAGGAGGUGGUGGCCCACUACUCGCACCGCGCCCUCGACGACGACAUGCGCUCGCAAAUGGCCCUCGACUGGAUCGCCAGAGAACAGGAGACUCCAGGUAUCGUUAGCCGUGAAUUGAACAUGGCAGAACGGGAAUUGGAAGCGGCUCGGCUGGCCGGGCGAGAGCUGCGAUUUCCAAAAGAAAAACGAGAGAUCCUGAUGCUCGCCUGCUCUCAAGUAGCCCACGGAGACGGACUCUCCAGUUAAAUCAAUCAAGGCAAAUGUUUGGCAAAUAAAUAAUCGCAAUUUCGCAAAAUCGUUCAAAUCUGACCUUCACAAAAUGCUGAUUGGAUUUUGAGGGCGGACAAGUAUACACAAACCAUCUUUUUUUUUUUUUUUUUUUUUUUUUUUUUCAUGUAACACACACCACUUUUAAUUGUGUCAAAUUUGUUCAUCGUGCGUGUACAACUUGUGUGUUUGUAUUUUUGUUGUGCCGUUAGUGUUUUGUUUUUUUUGUUUGUUUUCGUUUGUCUAUAACAUACGGAUCGACGUGGCUCUCGUUGUGUUUAUCUCUCAAUGAUGCGCGUUUAGGUUUUUUUUUGUUUUUUUUUUCAAAUAAUCAAUGUCUAAAUCGUAUAUACUUUUGUAAUAAUCUCGUCUCAUUGUUGGUGAAAUAUUUGCAUCCCUCCUUUAAAAAAAAAAAACAAACAAAAAAAUGUGGACCUUUCUUCUUCCCCGGUGUUUAUUUUCUUACCCCAAUUUUCCUUCCAGAAUUCGGCUGGUAUUCACAGCCGAUUACACACAGACACAGCAGAGAAACAAAAGAAAUUCAUUUCAACGUCCCCUAAAAGUUGCCAUUUCCAGUGAAAAUCCAUGUCCCCAUUCCGCUUUUUCUUUUUUUUUUUUGUUGUUUGCUUGUUAUCAAACACACGCAAAACACAAAUAGAAAGAGAGAUUAAAAAAAAAAAAAAAAAAGAAACUGUGGAAGACACGACACGAAGAAAGAAGAUGCCAUCCAUUUUGAUUUUUAACGCGUGAGUUCGUUGAUUGACUAACGAACAAAACACACAUUUUUUUUUUUUGUUUGUUGGAAAUCGAGAGAUAACGGGAGAGAGAUACGUAAAAGAAUUAGACGGAUUAAAAAAAAAAAAAAGGAAAGAAUUAAUUUGUUUUUUUUUUUUGUUGCGUGCUGCUGUGUAUCAUAUAUUUUAAAUAGGAAAAAAAAAAAGAAACAUAA